GAACUAGCCUUCGAUCCCUAUGAAACAUAUGCACAAGAAGUUUUACGACCAGGGUUUCAUGAACAUUUUCUCUCUCAGGUCUCUAAGCCUGGUGCUGCAUUUUAUUUGCAGUCCAUAGGUGAAGGCAUCAAAGAAGCUGUUCACUAUGUCCUUCCUAGACUACUUUUGUCUCCUGUUUACCACUGUCUUCACCACUUCGAUCUAUUAAAGCAACUGGAAGAGAAGAGUGAAGAUGAAGAAGACAAAGAAUGCUUGAAGCAAGCAAUAACAGCACUUCUCAAUCUGCAAAGCAGUAUAGAGAGGAUAUGUUCAAAAAGCUUAGCAAAACGAAGACUUAGUGAAUCUGCCUGUCGAUUUUAUAAUCAUCAAAUGAAGGGAAAACAACUAGCAAUUAAGAAAAUGAAUGAGAUCCAGAAAAAUAUUGAUGGUUGGGAUGAGAAAGACAAAGACAUCAGGCAGUGUUGCAAUGAAUUCAUCAUGGAAGGGAGUCUAACACAGGUCGGUGCCAAACAUGAAAGACAUCUUUUUCUCUUUGAUGGUCUUAUGAUUUGCUGUAAGCUAAAUCAUAGUCAGUCUCGACUUCCAGUUGCUAGUAAUGCAGAGUAUCGUCUCAAAGAGAGAUUCUUUAUUCGUAAGGUACAAAUUAAUGACAAGGAUGACACUACUGAGUAUAAGCAUGCCUUUGAAAUCAUACGAGAAGAAGGCAGUGUCAUUUUUGCUGCCAAGUCAGCUGAGGAGAAAAGCAACUGGAUGGCAGCAUUGAUAUCUUUACAGUACCGCAGUGCUUUAGAACGAAUUUUGGAUGAUACUAUGAUAAAGGAAGAGAAGUAUGAGCAGCUGCGUCUCCCAAGCCCAGAGUUAUACCGAUUUGCAGAGCCAGAUUCUGAGGAGAAUAUUGUAUUCGAGGAGAAUGUCCAGUCUAAAUCAGGAAUUCCCAUUAUCAAAGCAGGAACUGUAGUGAAACUCAUUGAGCGCCUUACUUAUCAUAUGUAUGCAGAUCCCAAUUUUGUGCGGACAUUUCUAACAACAUAUAGAUCUUUCUGCAAACCUCAGGAACUUCUUAGUCUUCUUAUAGAAAGAUUUGAAAUUCUGGAACCUGAGCCAACAGAGGCUGAUCGAAUAGCUAUGGAGAAUGGUGAUCAACCUGUUAGUGCAGAGCUAAAACGUUUUAGGAAAGAAUAUGUUCAACCUGUGCAAUUACGUGUUUUGAAUGUCUGCAGACAUUGGGUAGAGCACCACUUCUAUGACUUCGAAAGAGAUGUAGAUCUUUUGCGAAGAUUAGAAGAAUUCAUUGCUACAGUGAGAGGUAAGGCUAUGAGAAAAUGGGUUGAGUCCAUCACCAAAAUUAUUCAACGAAAGAAACAGGCACAAGCGAAUGGACCAAGCCACAAUAUUACAUUUGAAAGCCCUCCUCCUCCAAUUGAGUGGCACAUAAGUCGACCAGGAAGUAUAGAGACAUUUGAUUUGAUGACGCUACAUCCAAUAGAAAUUGCUCGACAGCUUACCUUGCUGGAAUCAGAUCUUUACAGAGCUGUGCAACCUUCUGAGCUGGUUGGAAGUGUGUGGACAAAGGAGGACAAAGAAAUUAAUUCUCCCAAUCUUCUCAGGAUGAUACGACACACUACUAAUCUCACUUUGUGGUUUGAAAAAUGUAUUAUAGAAACAGAAAACCUUGAGGAAAGGGUGGCAGUGGUAAGCCGAAUUAUUGAGAUUCUGCAGGUUUUUCAAGAGCUAAACAACUUUAAUGGCGUGCUGGAAGUGGUUAGUGCCAUGAAUUCAUCACCUGUGUACAGGCUAGACCACACAUUUGAGCAAAUUCCAAGCCGUCAGAAAAAGAUUCUAGAGGAAGCUCAUGAAUUAAGUGAAGAUCAUCACAAGAAGUAUUUGGCUAAGCUUAGGUCGAUCAACCCACCAUGUGUGCCUUUCUUUGGAAUUUAUUUGACAAAUAUCUUAAAAACAGAGGAAGGCAAUCUUGAUUUCCUUAAAAGACAUGGUAAAGACCUAAUAAAUUUUAGUAAGAGGAGGAAGGUGGCGGAAAUAACAGGAGAGAUCCAGCAGUAUCAGAACCAACCGUAUCGUUUAAAAAUAGAAACAGAUAUCAGAAAGUUCUUUGAAAAUUUAAAUCCUAUGGAGAAUGUUCCAGAGAAAGAGUUUACAGAUUAUCUUUUCAACAAAUCCCUGGAGAUUGAGCCACGUAAUGCCAAGACUCUGCAAAGAUUUAUUAAAAAGUACAAUUACCCUCUCAAGUCUCCAGGAGUCCGUCCAUCAAAUCCCAGACCAGGUACUAUGCGGCACCCUACACCCCUUCAGCAGGAGCCACGAAAAAUUAGCUACAGCCGUAUCCCUGAGAGCGAGUCUGAAAGUACAGCAUCUGCUCCAAACUCUCCUCGAACACCUGUUACACCUCCUCCAUCUGCUUCUGCCCCAUCCAGCAUAACUGAUGCCUGCAGUGUAUUUGAUUCAGACCCCGCCAGCCCUUUCCAUUCAAGGUCUACAUCUGUGUCGUCGAUGAUAAGUUUUAGUAAACUGAUUGACGAUCCCAGUAUCCCACCUCCUGUUCCUCCACGAAGACGCCCAGACUCUGCCCCUGCAGAAUCCUCUCCUUCCAAGAUGAUGCCUAAACACUUGGACAGCCCUCCUGCCAUUCCUCCUCGGCAGCCAACAGCUAAGAGCUUUUCACCUCGAUACCCAAUUCCAGAAAGGACUUCUGUAUCAGAACUACCUGAUGAUAGCCCUCCCACAUUACCACCUCGAGAGCCUGUACGAACGCCAGAUGUGUUUUCUUGCUCACCACUGCAUCUGCAGCCACCACCACUGGGCAGAAAAAGUGAACCUACCAAUACUUUUUUCCCCAGCAGCCCAGCUCCAUUUACGCCCCUCCCUCAAACACCAUCACCACUAGGAUCUCGUAGAAAUCUACCAUCAUCACCUUUUAUGCCACAAGACAUUGACCCCCAUCCAGCUGGUCCCCCUAUUCCCCCACGACAGAGCACAUUGCAGACUAUUCCAAAGCUUCCACCAAAAACUUACAAAAGGGAGAGCACGCAUCCAUCUAUACACAGAGAUGGGCUGCCUUUGGUGGACAAUGCUCAUACCUCCUAAACGGUAGAUGAACUCUGCAAACACUAAAGAACUACAGCGCUUCAACAAGUGCAGUAUGUAAAUUAAUGAGGAAAUAAAACAACCAAUUAUCUUAAGCAGAUGAAUUUUUUUUAACUUCAUUGAUAUUGAAGUAGCAGGAAACUGACUCUGUGAAUAAAAGAAAAUCAAAACCCUUUGGCAGUGGGGUUUCUGAAAUCAUCCAUAAAAUUAACCUGAAAUGCCAAUCAUGUACCCAGGUGUUGCUUGUUAUCCCAGACAUCCACAUAAGCACAGUACUGUGGGUAAAACUGAAACAUUAUGCACCUUGUUGUUGGAACUAUUUCUUUUUUAUCGUUAUGUAAGUCUUGAAACCUUUGCAGAAAAAUUGAUAAAAGGACUUUCAGUAAACCACGGUACCUAGACAUGCGGUGUAAUGUUUUCAGUAUGGUAUCAGAACUUGUCAAAGGGGGCACUCAAAUGGAUACCUACUACACCAAAGAGGUACUUAAAGUCAAGGGUGCCAGACCGUAUAAGAGACGUUUGCCAAGAAGUAAAUUAUGUAAUUAUUGCCUUCAAACAAGGGGAAAAUAAAGUCUUAUUCUAUCAUGUUGGCAGAGAACAAUGUUCACAUCUGGUUUUAAUACAAUAAAUGUACAUCUAAAAGAUAACAUUAAGUACGUUAAGUUCAUAUCAGCUUUCAUAAAGGUUUACUGAUAAUCCAUUUCAUGGCUUUCCAAGUCAUUACCAGUUUAUAUGACUGUGUGCCUUACCACUUGUGAUGUGCAAUCAUAUUAUGGAGGGGCAAAAAGCAGAAACCUGAUUCUUCACUCCUUUUUCUUUGCCUAAGCUGUUGUAACUGCACUAAGCUGUCUGCAUAAACAAAUACUCUUAUGUACUGUAAAAUGUUGGAUGAUUUGAAAAAGGUCUGUGACUGAAUAUUACACAUUUCUUUCCUGGGCACUGAGUGUUGCUAGUCAUAUGCACUAGUCCAACAUUAGUGACAGUCUUGUUUUAGAACACUAAAUAGGGAAGCGCAGCUGGUAUUACCCAUUCAGUGGUCACUCCCAGGUCACUGGUAAAAGUAUGUAUAUGUAUGCGUGUGUGUGAUAUAUGUGUGUGUGUGUGUGUGUGUGUGUAUGUGCAUAUGUAAUGGACAUGUGAGACUGGUAAUUGCAGUGGUAUUCAUUUUCAGACUGUAAUGUGAAGGCAAGCCUACUGCAUAAAGUUGGUUGUGUCAGCUCUAUUUCAGAUCACUUUGUAUGCCACUAACCAUGGAGGACUACUAAUAUAUCGGUUUGCCUUUUUGCACACUUACCUAGUGAAUGGGCUGUAUUUCUAUUGGAGUAUUUUGUUUACAUUUUUAGCAUUUGAUUCUGGCCAUAAGUAAUUAACCGUGUGAUUUACUGAUGCUACACAGAUGUACUAUAUCUAAAGGAACUGCUGUGACAUGGAUUAUCUGUAAACCUGACUAUAAUUGUUUUACAAACUACUUUGGCUGCACUGUAUGCUGAGCUAUUAAGAAGACGGUGAUUAAUGUUUAGCUACAUCAUUUUGAUGAACUCCUUUACAGUACUACUUUGCAGGAAAGACCCCAUUUAUAUUCAGAUUGUCUUUUAAUUGUAUGAUGUGUGUACAAAAAAAAACAAAAUACAUUUCAGCAGUGUAUGUUACCAGGUUCUUCAUUUGAAACAUUUUUGCAAAUGUGCACAUAAUUUGAUGCAGUGUGUACAAUAAGAACAAUGUCACUUUACUAGUUAAAUGACACGGGCACACAUGCACUUAGCUGGUUUGCAGCCUUGUUGCUCAAACUGCUCGUGUACGAGUUUAGCCACAGUAUUUACAUCUCAGCAGAAACUUUUUUCUCCUUAUAUUACCAGUGGCACAAACAGUUGGUGAAAAUAUUUUGCUCAUAUUCUGAAUAUGGUAAGGUGUUUUAUAAGGCAUGCAGCUGUAGUCAGUAACUGGCACUUUUCUUUUGCUUUUCAGUAGACAUUUCCCCUAAGUGCAUUGUGCAUUACAUAUUCAAGCAGUUUUAUUGUUUCAUUGUUAAACACAUUUAUCACAUUUUCUCUCUCUUUCACGUUAGUUGAGAAGUUUGAUUUUAUCCAUGUCAGUUUCUGUUUAAGCAGUGUGUGUUUAUUUGCUGUCUGUUUACUCAGUAAUGUGUCAGAAAACAUUGCACUAAAUAUUGGUAGUAAAACUUUGCUUUAGCCUGCAGGAUGGGACUAUGAGAUCUGAGAUCUCAAAAUACUGUGGACGCUGUCCUUAAAGUUGCCUAACAUCUUUUCUAAGGACUGUCAGUAUGUAAAGCAGAUUGACUUACAAGUGUAGUUGACUUGAGUUAAUAACUGUACAGUGGAUAUUUUUUAAAUGCUUGCAUCAGAUCUAGUAUUUAAUUGUUUUACUGUUCUAUUUCAUUUGAGACCCUACAAAACAAAGUUUAUUUUGGAAGGAAUCAAGUUUAGUGGUAUUGUAACCUACUCCAAGUUUGGUUGAGCUUGGAAAUGGUUAUAUUAAGUAGAAAGAUGCAGGAGGUGAAGCCUCCUGGUUGCCCAUCAUAUAAAACAUCUUUUCUUCAAUCUUGUUUGCUUAAGCUGUUUUUUUUUUUUUUAUCUCACUAACUCUGGAUGCAAUAAAAUCACAAAUACUGAAGUUUAAAGGAAAAGCAUUUUCUUUAGCUGCCUUCCAUACUGUUAGUGUUGGAAACUUUCUCUGCUCUCUUAAUAAAACUGUUUUGUAUAUUUGUGGGCAUAGUUUUGCUGUAUGUACCAUCAUCCACUUAAAUUGUUUUGAAAAUAGUUUUGCCAGUUGCCACAAUUUAUAGAAUGAAGUGCGUGUUCUUGAUACAUGUACCAUAUCAGUUGCAGUCGUUUCAGCUAAUUGUGCUUUCCAUUACUUGUGUCUGUAAGGGGGAAGUUGACCUUAAACUCCCUCCCUUAGCUAUUUUUCUCUCUCUUUUGUUUGCAAGUUUUACCGUCACUGCUUGUCAACAAUUAAACGCUGUCUUGACCUCAGUCCUUUCACUAUCUUCACCCACCAAGUGUUAACAGAGAGAAAUCAUCGUUAAGGCAGCCAUUAAAGGUGUUUCAAGCCUUUCUCACCUUUAUUUUCUUCUUCUCUAACUAUGUGAUCCCAGUAGGGCAAUGAGGAGGGGAAUGCAGUGGGCUGUCCAUGGGGGGGGCCUUUCAGUUCCCCAAGGGAUGUUUUCUUCAAGUUAUCUUGCCGCUCAUCCCACGAGUUAUGGUCUCUUCAGUUUCCAUCAUGGAGAUCACACCACCAUGUGUGCCUACAGGUGCAUGCAAACCCCACCCUUCCCCCAAUAGAGAAGUGCCCAUUCACUCCUCUCCCUCCCUGUGGCUACUCCAUUGUCAGGACUACUAAUUGAAUGUCAUUCGUAUGGGUCAUAGGACUACAGUCUGUUCCUGUGUACCACAGAGCCAGACUUAAGAGGAGGUACCAGCUCACCCCCACAAAUGAAGUUAACAGAGAAUUCAGUUUGCCAGUAUAGUUGCAGUCAUUUAAUGCCAUCUAGUGUCACCCUGUCUUUUUUUGGAAGUUUAGGUAUUGUAAAAUAAUGCUGCAGUGUCUGUACUGACUUUUCCUGGUUCAUGAACAUCCGUCACAAGCUGGGUGCUGUCUGUUGCUCUUUUUAGUUUUACGUUAGGGCUAUGGGGUUUUGAAAGCAAGUACCACUUGCAUUUACAGACUACCAGUUAUCUGACCGUAUACAUGAAGAAACGGGCACUAAAAUCAGUGUAAAUGGAGCUAUCACUCUCCUCCCCUUCUGUGGUGAAUGCACACACUCUUCUCCUUCUUCCUGUGUACAGAUUAUUGAGUUUGCAUGAUCUGAGUAAUCAUUCAGUGUAUGGUGUCAAUAAUGUUUGUGUUCUUGAAAAUUCUUUGGACAGUUUUUCAAUUUUCUGUGCCCCUCAUUAAAUUAACUUUUUCACUGGCAUUUUUCUCCCAUUAUGAGAGAGUAAUAUUUCAUUCCAUUGUCUGAUCACUGCUUCUUAUGCUACAGCUACUUAGCAACAGGAUGUCCUAGAUUAUUUGUUGACCAGUGUUUUAAAAAAAAAGAAAAGCUUUUUUGUGGAGGCAAAGAGACCUUUCACAAGGAUAACGUGAGAGAGUUUCCAGCAUGGACAGAGCAAUAGGUCUUCAGUCUGUCUGCCCCCCAGAUUUCCAGACUCGCCAUUUGAUGUAAAUCUUCUUUCUGUCAUUUAGUCCUCCAUUAGAUAAGUGGCAGCACUACAUUUCUGACCAAAAAUUGUCCUCAGAAGUUUAUGAAGGAAUCCUUCUUUAUGGUUCUGUACUUCAGAUCCCACUCUGAUGCAUGGUUCUAAAAUGGGACUUCAAUUUUAGGUAGAAAAAGAAAAUGCCACUCUUUUGAACCAUCAGCAUCAUACUACUUUUAAUUCAUAAUGAGGAAAAGCAGUCUCUGAAGAGAUUAUCUCAGCAUCUGGACAAAUCACUGGGCUUCAGACUUCCCUUUAUCAACUUCCCUGUAUCUUCUGUCACCAAAACAGUUUUUCAUUGAAAUGAAUUUUAUAGCUGAGGUGGCAUUUUUUUAAAUAAUCCAGUAUCUUGCUAUCCUUCCUGAUAAUAAACAACUGGAUGUGCUUGGUUGUAUUUCAGGUGUCUUGUCAAAAGUUCUGAUUUUGUCUGAGUAAUAUAUUCAUUUAAGUUUUAUGCAUCAGCUCAAACCAGCUAAUUUCUGUUACAGGUUGCCAAGCAAUUCUUUUUUUUAAUAACUAUGUAACUGCAUUCAGCAAAUAAGGAAAAGCAAUAACAGAAGCGUACUGCAUUCAUUCCGCUUUAUUAAUAUGUUAGCUGAGUAAAACCCAUUGGACACUGAUAUCUUUUUUUCCAGAGUGGCACAGAAGCAGUGUACUUAUUGUGACUUUUGACUUGCACAGUAUAGAAGUGGAGACUGAAGAAAAUAAGCCAAAAACUGCAGUUUGAAGCAGUCUCCAGCUUGUGUCUUUUAACCUCUAUGCUUUUUGCUACUCAGCAGGCAUUGUAUCAGCUUUGGCUGCUUUCCUCAAACUGAUGGUAUUUCAAAGUUGCAACAAAAUUCUUUGUUAAUUUUACCUCAGUUUAUUGAUUUUUUUUACCUGUAUGUAGAAGUUAUUCCUUUUUGGCAGAUAUUUGCAAAAAGAUUCACAAUUAUGUAAUACAAAAUUUUAUGAGAAAUCAUUGGUAAAGCAUUGUUGAGUGUUGCACUGUAGAAGCUGUUUUGUGGCAAAACAGUUUGUAAAUUAAAUAUAAUAACUAAAAGAAAAUAUGCCUUGGAUGUCAGCUGCCAUGGAAGUAUUCUCAUCAGAGUGCUUUCCAUCUAAUAGCUAAACUUGAGAGAGAGUACCCUGGGUAAGACAACCUUCUGCCUAAGAUACUAUAGCUCAUCUGGCUCUUUGGAGACUGUCUACAUUCUAAUCUACAAGGGUAGUGAAUGUGACGUUUAGUUUUAGUCUACUGGGUGGAUUCCAGAAUCUGUUUUGCUGACCAGUGAGCUGACAGAAGUUUUUUUUUUUCUUUUAAGCUUUACCAUUUCCUUGCACAUGUGAAACAGCCCAUGGAGAAUGUUGCAAGGUCUUUGUCACCUGCUUCCACAACAGGUGCUACCUCACUAGCUCCAUUCUGUUGUAGUUGGCUGCCUCUGUCUCAUGUCCAUUGUCCACCAGGAAUAAUAGGUGGAGCGCACACCCCAGCGCACAAGUUCUCAACCCUUUGUUUUGACAGAGGCAAGCAGAUUAGUUAUUUUUCUCUCUUCUCUGGCACAUGAGCUGCUAAAUAAAUGUACAUUUAGUCUGUUUCAGUCAGUACUCCAAUUGUCUUUGUCAUGUAGGAUCUAAUGAACUCUUCAUCGUGGAUGGAACCACAUAUAGAGUAAUUAAAAUAAUUAUAAGUACUCAAAUCUUUGUCUGUUUUGUAUGUCCAUCUAGGAUUAUGCAGAACAAAAGAAUCUGACCAUUUUGAAUGCUUUCCGACCAGCUUUUACCUCCAGUGUUUUCUAAAUCGCCAGUCAAGAUGAUCUUGUGUGCCUUUGACAUUUGCUGAUUGGGUAAUCUGAAAGUUAAUCCUAAUUAAAUGAGUUAUGCCCAGUUGGCCUAUCCUAGUUAAGGGCAAACAAAAAUGAAGGGAUUUUAUGCCUAACAUUUUUCAAGUUCCAACGUGUCAAAAAAUAGACAUUAAGACUGGUACACGGGUCUGUAUUAAAGAAACAUUGCAUCUCCCUCAGGCAAAGUGCAAAAUAUUGGAACUGAAAUGUGUAAAUAUAGAAACAUUAGACACUACAACGUAUUAUACUUCAGUGCAGUACAAAAUGUUGCAGUGUAAUUAUUUUUGUCCUGUGCACCAACCCUCGAUACUGUGUUCCCUGCAACCCUGAUAUCUGUAUAUACUACCUUUGAGGUCAUGCAAACUUGGAGAAGAAGAAAGAAAAAGUAGAAAAGGUGGGGGAGGUGUUCUCUCUCCUACGAAUUAUAAAAUUGUGCAACCUCACAUUAAAUUACAGCACCUGCAAUAAACCAUGCUUCAUCGUACUGAGAAAUCAACAAUGUAAGAAAGCUGUCUUACCCAGCAAUAUUAUAAAAUCUAACAAAGGAGCAAUAACAUUUGUGUUCCCCUGGAGUAGCGUUUUUGUCCUUUCCUUUUGAUUUGGGCCUGACUGGGUUCUGUACCCCCACCCCCACAAUGAAAAAAAAUGUUUUUUAAUCCUAUUGUCCAGCAAAAAAAAUUCGAACAGUUCCAGGCCAAAAAUGCAUUGACAUGCCUGUUUCAUACUCAAAUAAGUAUUUUGUUUUUGGGGAGUAUUUAUAGUUCAGAUUUAAGAAAGUGUAUGAUCAUUCUGGCCAAGUCUUUUUCUUACACAGUCACUAAUGUUUAAUGAAGUUUGGCAGUUUAAAACAACCGAAUACAAGAUAAAUGGUUGCAAACAUGCAGUUUAGUCUUGUUACAGGAAAUAAAUCACAUUUAACAAAUGAUGGGAGAACUGCAUCAAGCUAUCAUGCUAAUUUCUGGUUGAGUUUGCUCUUGCAUUAUGUUGGCCAUUUUUUUCUUAAGAGUUUGACAAUCCUGGAAAAACUGUACGUGCAUGCACCUUUUUGUUCGAGUUUCAAAAACUGCAGUGACAUAGUUGCAAUAUUUUCAAUUUUGUUGUCUCCUUUGGAGCCCUGAGAAGAUGCAGGUUCACAUAUACAAGUGGCUAUCUUUUGGUAUGUUUAAAAAGCAUGUGUGUACAUGAACCCUUAAGAUGUUUGUUCUCCUUUUUUUCUCUCCAAACAUGGGAAGUGCAUUUCCUUUUAAGCCACAGUGCUAUAAGGAAUAUUUAUCUUAUGAGUUUAUUUAUUGCUGUAUAUUGCCAUUGGUUUGAACAGAAUCUAAUGCUGUUGUCAAAAAGUGGUGGUCUGCAAUUGGAAAAGUAUUGUCGUAGUGGAGAGUUUAAUGCAUCUUGUCAAGCUGUGCUUUUCUGAAGGAAGCAUACAUUGCAAAUUUCUUUCUGCUUUCAGAAUAACUUUUGAUAAGAUUCUAGAUGCUUUCAUCUGAUGUGUGUGUGUACGCCCAUAUAUACAUACUCAUGUGCACACAUACAUAUAAACUUUAAAUGCAGUUCAUCAUAAUUCUUGCCCAUUGAUUUUGUGCUUCCAAGUGUUGACCUUAAUUGCAACACUUUCUUUUAGUAUUUCCUUUUGCUUGUAAAUGAAUUUUAAAGCAAAACCAAAUGUAAAAGAAUUGCACUUUCAUGUAAUUGUAGUGAAUGGUAAGUCCUGUGGUUACAAAAUAGAUAACUGUUUGUUUGCUGUUUGAUCACUGCUACAGCAAGUUAGAAUGUUUUGCGAGUGUCUCUGUCUGUGUACUUGUCUGUUCAUGGGUGGAAGGGAUAUAUAAAACACACAAAUGCAAGUCGGUACUUACAGUCCAAGCUUAAUACUAAGCAGCAGAAAGGUACUUAAGUUUUAAAGAUGCUUAGCUGCUUUUAUUGAAUCUGAUGCAACAAAAUGAGAAGUGCUCCAUUUCACAUGCUGUGUUUCUAAGUAAGUGGAUGUAGUACAUUUAAGUUCCAUAUAGCAUUUUCAAAUUCUUGAUUGAGAAAAACUGUGGUUUGAAACUGGCCAUUUAUGACCCUUAGAGGGCUUGAGAAGUCUUAGCCAUAAACGCUGUACCUCCAGGUAAGCAGAAAACAAGAUGCAGCAUGCACCUACGUGCUUAAAAGUGUAGUACACUCCAGCUCCACAAGAGAGAUGGUCUUACAGACCCUUAAGGAGUGCCUUCCUUAACAUGCCUUACAGCUUCUUCUUAUAUUCAUAAUUCUUUAAAAAUUAUGAACACCUUGCAUGGUACCAGUCCUUAAGGUUGGAACUGUCGGUGUACAGAUUUUGCUGUACCCCAGUCAUGCAUGGAAGUUUGCUAGCUCUGUAGGCAACUAUUGCAGCUUCCUUCGUUGUUUGGUUGAGGCAGUGGAUAGGUACUAGUUAGCACAGUACAUUUUUCUGUCUCUCUGUAGACUGUUGUGUUUUCAAGCAGACAUAAUUGUGAUUUAAAAUGAAAAUGUUUUAUUUUGCAGAAUGCUUACAGGAAGUGAGCAAUAUUAAUGUAAUGUAAAACAAUGUAUUUCUGCAACAGAUACUACAAGACAGCCCAUGACAGCUGCUGGAGUAACUGUAAUGUAUUAUUAAUGAGUGAAUGUGAUUGACUAAUGCAGUGACCCACUGCAUAAGUUAGCCACUCUGGCAGUUAAAACUAUUGUAUAUGACCUCAAAGAUUCUGCUCAGCUCUAAAUGUUAAUAUAAAUAAUGCAAUUACUGUGUUUGAGUUCAAGCCCUAUUGUUGCUGUGAACAUUAGCGUAGAUGUUAUGAACUUGUACCUUUAACUAGAAAUUGUAUAGUACUCCCAUUUCAAGUUAGAGCAUGACAUGAUUUCAAAGAACUGGUAAGAGGUACUUAGAAAAACUCCGACUAGUGAGUUAAGACUGUGCGGCUCUUUUAAUAUUAAAAUUUCAAUGGCUAUUUAAAUAAUUGAGGUAUUUCUGCAAAGUAUAUUGCCUUGGCUGAUACUUUUUCUGUACUACAAAAUUGUAUUUUUUUUGUAUUCUGUGAGCUGAGCCCCAUUUGCCUUUAACUACUGCAUUCAUUAUUUUCACAGUACAGACUGAAUUGUUAAAAAAAACUCAGCAGCUGAUGAUCUGUGGUCCCACCACUAGCAUAUGGAAAGUUUAAUCUAAGACCUAUAUCUUGCAUCACCUCUUAUGUAGACCGAAUGGUUAAGUUUACCCUGUGCCAGUUACACACUAGUUUCAGUAGCAGCCAGACGUGCCUUUUUAUUAAUGCAUUUUUAUCCUCCCACAAGCUAUGCUAACAAAAUUGACAAGGAUUGGAAGGGCAGAUUUGUUUUUGGUUGGCUAUACCUGAGAACAAACUAUUUUGUUGUCUUAAGAAAUGUACAUAUUUGAGUUUCAAUGCAUUUGUUGUAUAUAUGUAUUUGUCUGUGUUUAAAUGGCAUGGAUGUUUGCUGUGAUGAUUAAACAUGAAAGCUUUGCCAAACUGGGCACAGAUGUGAAAACGAAGUGGUGAUCUUCGCUUGCAACAUCUGUUGUAUGACCUGUGUACCUAACAAUGUCUGUGGAUGGCCUUUGUAUUCUGUGUCAGUAACAGUAUUCAUUUUGCAUUUAAAAUGAAAAAAUACUGUCGUUUUUCUGGCAUUAAAUAAAAAAGAAUGUUUAAAAUGUU
Messenger RNA from Protopterus annectens (West African lungfish), 12807 nucleotides. RefSeq names its product son of sevenless homolog 1-like. Gene Ontology annotation, biological process: positive regulation of GTPase activity; Ras protein signal transduction. Gene Ontology annotation, molecular function: protein heterodimerization activity; guanyl-nucleotide exchange factor activity; structural constituent of chromatin. The record is from RefSeq and is a predicted model, not a curated record. Gene Ontology annotation, cellular component: plasma membrane; nucleosome. NCBI's taxonomy places the organism in Eukaryota, Metazoa, Chordata, Ceratodontiformes, Protopteridae.